Molecule: messenger RNA, 964 nt
Organism: Rotaria sp. Silwood1
Lineage: Eukaryota; Metazoa; Rotifera; Eurotatoria; Philodinida; Philodinidae
Source: the annotation of a GenBank genome assembly
AUGGACGAGAAUGGAUCUCUCUAUGUCACUGACAAUCAAAAACCUGAAGUCAGACGAUAUCGAAGAGGAGAAUCUCAAGAAACAGUGGUUGCAGGUGGCAAUGGAAGUGGAAAUCGUCUCGAUCAAUUCUUAUACCCACCCUAUGUAUUCGUCGAUCAAAAUCAUUCAGUGUACGUGUCUGAUUGUGGAAAUCAUCGUGUGAUGAAAUGGGUGGAAGGUGCAAAACAAGGCAUUGUCGUGGCUGGUGGUCAAGGACAAGGAAAUGGUCUUACACAAUUGGCUUGCCCUGAAGGAGUCGUUGUCGAUCAAUUGGGCACUGUCUAUGUGGCUGAUGAAGCGAAUGAUCGAAUCAUGCGUUGGCCCAAAGGAGCCACACAGGGAACUGUCAUUGUUGGUGGACAUGGUAAAGGAGAACAAUCGAACCAAUUCAAUCAGCCCAAAGAUUUGUCAUUCGAUCGACUCGGCAAUCUCUAUGUUGUCGAUUGGGGAAAUCAUCGAAUACAAAAAUUCGAUCUGGAAUGUAAUAAAUGAAGAAGGACUACGAAACGGACAAAAAACUAAUUUUUUUUCAUUUAAAGCGUUCAUGUAAUCAUGCAAUCACCAGCACACCGUCGGAAUCCUUGAAUUUGAUUAAAAAUUUCUAAUAAAACAGCUUGCUUUUUUUGUUUUUAUAAGCAUAAAAGUGUAUCAACCCGGGAGCCAGGCACGCCGCGGGUGUGGGUGUGGGUGUGGUGGGCGGGUGUGGGUGUGGGUGUGGUGGGCGGGUGUGGGUGUGGGGUGUGGGUGUGAGAUGUGGGUGCGUGGGUGUGGGUGUGGGUGAGGGUGUGACUAUGAGUGUAGAUGUCAAUCUUCAGUUCAAAAAGACUUACAGCCACACAUACCCACACCCAACACCCACCACACCCACACCCACACCCACACCAACACCCACACCCAACCACACCUACCCACAUCCACACCCACA